CCACAGAGUACAGUGGUCGGACAUGAGGAAUUCUGUGAGAGGUACGAAGCGGCGAUUGUGAAUGCUGGCGGUAUUGACAUCCAAGUACUCGGCAUCGGAAAAGACGGACAUAUCGGUUUUAAUGAACCGAGUUCUUCCCUCGGCUCCCGGACUCGCGUUAAAACGCUGUCGCAGAGUACCCUUGAGGCGAACGCGCCGCAUUUCGGCGACAUUGUUGAUGCUGUUCCGAAGAUGGCGAUUACAAUGGGAGUAGGUACAAUCAUGGAAUCGAGACGGUGUCUACUGUUGGCGAGCGGUGAAUCAAAAGCAGAAGCGAUCUCGAACGCGGUAGAGGGCCCGAUUACAGCGGAGGUGCCAGCAUCGGUGUUACAGAUGCAUCCACGAACGGUUCUCGUCAUUGACGAAGCGGCGGCAUGGCAACUCAAACGCGUAGACUACUACAAACAGGUUUACACGAAUAAACAGAAACUGUUGUCUCAGGACCAUUAUAGUAAAACCCACAAUUAA
Messenger RNA from Geodia barretti, 507 nucleotides. NCBI's taxonomy places the organism in Eukaryota, Metazoa, Porifera, Demospongiae, Tetractinellida, Geodiidae. The record is from the annotation of a GenBank genome assembly.